This is a messenger RNA of Sclerotinia sclerotiorum 1980 UF-70, 4737 nucleotides long. RefSeq lists its product as hypothetical. The transcript has 4 exons. NCBI's taxonomy places the organism in Eukaryota, Fungi, Ascomycota, Leotiomycetes, Helotiales, Sclerotiniaceae. Gene Ontology annotation, molecular function: ATP binding; chitin synthase activity; cytoskeletal motor activity. The record is from RefSeq and is a predicted model, not a curated record. Gene Ontology annotation, cellular component: myosin complex; cell periphery; cell septum. The coding region runs from base 1 to 4737 and encodes 1578 amino acids.
AUGGCUCUCAAUAAUCCAAGCAGCGGUGCACACUCGCAGCCGUCCCUUCCUGCCUUACCAGCUCACCUACAGUCCGAUACACAUCUGACGGCACACCUUGCCAGUCGAUUUCAUGUUUCAUUGCCAACGGCGGAUCUUUCCUCUCAUGCAUUAAUAUCCCUCAACACUUAUUCUUCUUCGACGAAAGGUCCAGAUGGAGGAUCCGGUAAAACUACUGUUCGUUCUCAUUUGCUUUCGGCUUUACUUAGCAAAUCUGGUACCCCUCUUUCCACCAAGCUAUCUCUGUCCGCAUACGUCUUCGAUACCCUCACAUCCACUAAAACCGCUACCACUCCAACCGCUUCCAAGGCAGGUCUGUUCUUCGAGCUCCAAUAUGACACUGCAUCAACAGUCAAUCCAACCUUGAUUGGUGGAAAGGUUCUAGAUCACAGGUUAGAACGAAGUAGGGUGGCCGCCGUGCCGACGGGAGAGAGGAAUUUUCAUGUCUUGUAUUACCUUCUAGCUGGUACCAGUGCUGCCGAAAAGACACAUCUGGGAUUAGAUUCACCUGCAGACCAUGGUGGAGCGGGUAAUCGACUUUCGACUGGAGGCCAAAAGAGAUGGCGCUAUCUUGGACACCCAACGCAACUCAAGGUGGGAAUCAACGAUGCCGAGGGUUUCCAGCUGUUCAAGACAGCAUUGAGAAAGCUAGAGUUUCCAAGGAGUGAAAUCGCCGAGAUUUGCCAGAUCUUGGCUAGUAUCCUUCACAUUGGACAACUUGAGUUCGAAACGGCUGAGAGCACGUCAGCCAUGGGAGAUGAUAGCGGUGGUUACUCACACGAAGGUGGUCAGCAAUUCACGGCUGUCAAAAAUAGAGAUGUUCUCGCCAUCAUAGCAGCAUUUUUAGGGGUUGGUGCGGCCGAUUUGCAAACGACGCUUGGCUACAAGACCAAAAUCCUACACAGAGAAAGGGUAACGGUGAUGCUCGACCCUAAAGGGGCGAAGAGCAACGCAGACGAGCUAGCCAGGACCUUGUACUCGUUGCUCGUGGCGUAUGUCAUCGAAAGCAUCAACCAAAGAGUUUGUGCGUCGGAAGAGUCGGUUGGAAACACCAUCUCCAUUGUUGAUUUCCCCGGUUUUUCUCAACAGCCAGCCACCGAUUCGACCCUUGACCAACUUCUCAAUAAUGCUGCAACCGAGGCACUGUACAACUUCACCUUGCAAAGCUUUUUCGAAGCAAAGGCUGACAUGCUCGAAACCGAGGAAGUAACCGUUGCAGCUACCAGUUACUUCGAUAAUUCAGACGCCGUCAGGGGUCUUCUCAAGCACGGUAACGGUCUCUUGAGUAUUCUUGACGACCAAACCAAGCGUCAUAAGACGGACGUACAACUACUAGAAAGCUUGCGAAAACGCUUCGAGGGCAAGAACCCGGCCAUCACAGUCAGCAGUGCAACGGCCAAACUACCAGGCAGCAACUUUGCUACACACAAUGCCGCGGCCGCAUUCACCGUUAAGCACUUUGCUGGAGAAGUGGAGUAUCCGGUUGCUGGUUUGGUGGAAGAAAAUGGAGAAGUCAUCUCGGGAGAUCUCAUGAACUUGAUUCGUGACACCAAAAGUGACUUCGUAAGCCAGCUUUUUGGUCAAGAGGCGCUUCAACGUAUGGUGCACCCACAAGAGAAAUCAACAAUCAUGCAAGCUCAAGUCAGCUCAAAGCCUUUGAGACAACCAAGUGUCAUGCGACGAAAAGGAGAUCGGCCAAGUCGUUUUGGUGGGUCCAAGAACGCAAUGGACUCGGUCGAAGACAUCACAGAAACCAUCGACUCCGGAAGCAAAACUCGAAAGGGAAUCAACAUUGACCAAGGAGCUGCUGCACAAUACCUAUCUUCAUUGGACAAUAUCCUUAAAGCCCUCAACUCGCAGAACACGAACCCGUACUUUGUAUUUUGUCUCAAACCGAAUGACCGUCGCAUAGCCAACCAAUUCGACAGCAAAUGUGUCCGAAUGCAACUUCAAACUUUUGGCAUCGCUGAAAUUAGUCAGCGGUUACGAAACGCCGACUUUGGCCUCUUUAUUCCCUUUGGAGAAUUCCUCGGACUAGCAGACACUGAAACGAUAUUAGUGGGCAGCGAGCGUGAAAAGGUGGAAAAUGUCAUCGAAGAGAAGAGAUGGCCUUCUAAUGAGGCGAGAGUUGGAAGCACGGGAGUAUUCCUCAGUGAGAGGUGCUGGGCCGAAAUUGCUAAGCUGCAUGAGCGUGGUUUCGUCGCAGGACGUUAUCCCCUGCCAUCUGAUGAUGGUGAACGUCUUUUGGGUCCUGGAGCCGCUCUUCUCACGCCAUCACCCGGAGCUUACAUCUAUGGAGACAAGAAAUCUGGUUACUUUGGUAGUCAAGACGAUGCACGCUCUGAUGCUGGUGCCUCGGCUCUUGGCCAGGGUGAUAUGUUCCGCAAUUUGGAUACCAAGGAGCAAUUGGCAGAAAAGGGAAAUGAAAAGACGAUGGUUGAGGUAGAGGAAGUUAAAGUCAGCGGGACGCGCAAGAGGUGGCUAGCAGUUGUUGCGGCUGAAUUGAGUUCUUACAACGGGAAAAAAGACGAUGCUUACAUUGCCAUCAGAGGACAGGUCUUUGAUCUCUCAGGCUUCUCAACACAUCAUUACCCAUCGAUCAUACCCCAAAAGAGUCUUUUAAAAUAUGCUGGUAUCGAUGCUACCGGCCUAUUUCCCAUCCAAGUCUCGGCUCUAUGUCAAGGAACGACAGGAUCUAUUGAUCCCUCAGUGCAACUCGAUUAUACUUCCACCAAUGUCAGCGGUUCUGCAGCUACGGUUAGUAGCACGGAUACUAAUGCUGCGUAUCACGACUUCCGUGCCUUCAAAAACGAUAGUCGCCCUGAUUGGUUUAUAGAGCAAAUGAUCAUGCUCAGGGAGUCUGGUUAUUACAAAGGUCGUAUCGGUUACACGGCAAAGUAUGUCAAAACUCUUGCUUCGAAACUGAGCUCAAUUGCCAUUAUACAUGGCAAGGUCUACGACUUAACGAAGUAUGUUUCGGGAGGCCGUAAAAUCAUCGUCGCCGAGGGAGACACCGUACCUGCUGGUGUCAAUGUCGAUUUCAUGUCACCGUUAGUCGUGGACUUGUUUCAGCAAAAAUCUGGAAAGGAUGUUACGAACUACUGGAACGCUCUUGCCAUCAGCGACGAGAUGCGGUCUAGGAUGCAGAUUUGUCUCGAUAACCUCUUCUAUGUUGCAGACGUUGAUACCAGAAACUCUGUCAAGUGUCAAUUUGCCGAGUACUUGAUAUUGGCUAUUACACUUAUUCUCUCCUCCGUUAUCGUCUUCAAGUUUCUCGCAGCUCUCCAAUUCGGCGGUAGAAACGUUCCCGAAAAUCUGGACAAGUUUGUCAUUUGCCAAGUGCCUGUCUACACAGAAGACGAGGAUUCCCUUCGUCGAGCUAUCGAUUCCAUCGCCAGAAUGAAGUAUGAUGACAAACGCAAACUCUUGGUCGUUAUCUGUGACGGUAUGAUUAUUGGUCAGGGUAACGACAGACCCACCCCACGUAUCGUUUUGGACAUUCUUGGAGUAUCAGAUACUGUUGAUCCUGAGCCUCUAAGCUUUGAAUCUUUGGGCGAGGGAAUGAAACAACACAACAUGGGCAAAUGUUAUUCGGGUCUUUACGAGGUCCAAGGUCACAUCGUUCCUUUCUUGGUUGUUGUCAAGGUUGGCAAGCCUUCUGAAGUUUCAAAACCGGGAAACAGAGGAAAGCGUGAUUCUCAGAUGGUCAUGAUGCGAUUCUUGAACCGUGUUCAUUACAAUGCGCCCAUGAGCCCCCUCGAGCUUGAAAUGUAUCAUCAAAUCCGCAAUAUCAUUGGUGUCAACCCGACAUUCUAUGAGUUUAUGUUACAAAUUGAUGCCGAUACAGUCGUUGCAGCGGAUUCCGCCUCUCGUAUGGUUUCGGCAUUCUUAAACGACACUAAGCUGCUCGGUGUAUGUGGAGAAACAUCGUUGACAAACUCCAAAUCAUCAUUUAUCACUAUGAUUCAAGUUUACGAGUACUUCAUCUCCCAUAACCUUGCCAAGGCAUUCGAAAGUUUGUUUGGUAGUGUUACUUGUUUGCCGGGUUGUUUCACAAUGUAUCGUGUUCGAGCUGCAGAAUCCGGGAAGCCACUAUUUGUCAGUCGGGAGGUAGUGGAUGACUAUUCCAACAUCCGAGUCGACACGCUUCACAUGAAGAAUUUGCUCCAUCUAGGAGAGGAUCGUUAUUUGACCACACUACUCAUGAAGCAUCACAGCAAGUACAAGACCAAAUACAUCCGCACUGCUCACGCUUGGACUAUUGCUCCCGAUACCUGGACAGUCUUCCUUUCUCAACGUCGUCGCUGGAUCAACUCAACUGUACAUAAUCUUGCAGAACUCGUACCUAUGUCCGAACUUUGUGGGUUCUGCUGCUUCAGUAUGCGUUUCGUUGUUAUGAUCGAUCUAGUCUCCACCUUGGUUCAGCCUGUCACUAUUGCUUACAUUGUUUACCUUAUCGUCCUUGUUAUACAAUCGCCAUCUUUUGUUCCUGUCACGGCUUUCGUUCUUCUUGCUGCAAUUUAUGGUUUGCAAGCAAUUAUUUUCAUCGUGCGACGCAAGUGGGAAAUGAUCGGAUGGAUGAUUCUCUACAUCGUUGCCAUUCCCGUGUACUCCCUGUGCUUGCCAUUGUAUAGUUUCUGGCAUAUGGAUGAUUUCUCGUGGGGUAACACUCGUGUCGUGACGGGGAGAGAAGGGUAA